AGCUAAGGGCUUGGCUACUCCCCUGACCAUACAUGGCUUGGCAAGGGCUUUCCUGGGACUACCUCUAGCCCUGCCUCCCAAGCGUUCCCAGCUGGUGUCUUACAAGUGGGAGACACAGGCGGACAGUGCCAGUGAGAGAGAAGCUUGCCAAGGAAGCCUGUUAGAAAUGAGUUUUUCACUGAACUUUACACUGCCGUCGAAUACAACUUCCUCUCCAGUUGCCACGAGUGCCAGAGCCACAGUAAGUGUUCAGGAUUGUGGCCCCUCUGUUGGGCUGGCAGCCGGAAUCCCAUCCCUGCUGGCCACAGCUCUGCUGGUGGCCUUGCUGUUUACCUUGAUUCAGCGAAGAAGGAGCUUCGAUGGAUCCAUUGAGGAAAGUGAGAGACCAUGUGAAAUUUCAGAACUCUAUGACAAUCCCAAAAUAUCCGAGAAUCCUAGGGGGUCACCCACACAUGAGAUGAACCCACGAGGUGCCCAAGAAAGCCACAUAUAUGUGAAGACUGUCUCUGGAAGUGAGGAGCCCCUGCCCGACACCUACCGUCCUCCCGAAGAAAUAGAGAGAAGAAGAGGACUGUGGUGGCUCGUGCCCAGACUGAGCCUAGAAUGAUAUGGCUUUAUCAGGACCGGGAACAGAAACAGGGCUGAAAACCCCAGUGAUCUGUGCUUGGGAUCUAUGCUUGGAGAGGUGAGGAGCUGCAGCCUCUCAUUCCACAUAAAUUUCAUUUAUAGAUCUGCGAUGCCUCUUUAGGGGGUGGCUGCAAUAAGGUUCAUUCAACCUCAGACCUUUCGGUUUAACUGCCCCUACAACCCAGGUGAGCUGCUGGGCAUCCAGAGACAUUUGCUUUUGGGAAAUGGGUGUGGCUUCUGAGUGUCCUGCCUUCUCCUUUACCUGCUCCAACUCUUACCUUAAAAAAAUAUAAUAAAGCGAUGGGAGUUGGCUUUUCUGGGUACCUUGGCUAAAGCCAGCUUAGCACAACUUAGGACAUGAGCAAACCUUAUAGAAGACGUGUGAAAGAAGCCAUUUCUUCUUUCUGAAGAUCUCAGGGUAAAGUUCGCACGAGCCACACAUGCCCUUACAAAAGGAAGCAUGUGGCUGAUUCGUGGCACACAGCAGAGAAGGGGUUAAGGACUUCGGUGUCAGACAUGCCACUAAGCAGCUGCAAGAAUUCUGAGGUCCCCUACCCUCCUCAAGACUGUUUUGGGUUUUAUAAAAGAGGGGAGACUAUUCUGUGCCUCAUUUGGCCAUUUGGGAAAAAUUACAAAAGAAAUAAAGGGAAGUGGUUUCCACUUAGUAGACACUAGAAGCCUUAAUUCUCACUCCUCACCCUGUUUUCCCAGCUCUUCUCAUUCUGCUUUGUCUGACCAAGUCAGGCAGUUGCUCUGCAGUGCUGUUAUCCAUAGUCACAAAGUCAACAAGGAGAUCUUGAUUUUUAUCAUUCUCCGUGGCCUGCAAUCCAAAUUGUUGACAUUUAGAAAUAACUCUAAUUGCCGCUAGCAGCCUACUCACUUCAACUCUGGACACCAUUUGUCCUUAUGUGUCAACCAAGUUCCUCAUUCUAAGUACAGAGACCUGUGUUACACCUGACGUGUUGACCUUUAGGAUGCCAAAGUCUUGGGUGGUCAGUCUUCAUUGCCAGCUUGGUGGGAUUUAGAAACACCAUGGAAACACAGCUCCAGAGGAUUUAGCUGAGCAAGAAGGCCUACAUGAAUGUGGAGAGCACCAUUCCACGGCCUGGGGUUCUGGAGUGAAUAAAAGGGAAUCCAAGUUGAACACACGGAAUUCAUCACUCUCUGCUUCCUGACUAUAGAUAAAAUGUGUGACCAGCUCCUGCCUCUGUGCCUCCCUGCCAUGAUAUACUAUACCCUCAAACUGUAAGCCAAGAUAAGUCUUUCCACCCUUUAGUUAUUUUAUCAGACAUUUUAUCAUCAUAAUAAUGAGAGAAGUAACUAAUAUAAAAUUGAUAUUCAUGUUUUAAUGAGGCAUUUUGCUUUGAAGUAUCAUAAAGAAGAGAUGUUUGUGAGGGAGAAAGAUCAAGAGGACCAAAGAUGAACACAGGGCCAAAAGGAUGGGUUGGUAUGUCCACACCUGUCAUACAAGGGGAAUCUACAGAUGAUUUCACCAGCUUGGGCCAGGCCUUUGCCUUCACUUCCCCAGAUGGCUUCCUGGUGGCCUGGUCAUGGCUACCAUGUGCAUGGCCACUGCCUUGGAGCAAGCUGUGCUUCGAGGUGGAAGAGCUGAGGUCUCAGGGCAUCUCUGGAAACAUCCACAAUCUCCAAGAGCCACCUUGGUAUUCCUGGGAGCCAUUUUUUUUUCAUAUGGGGCCUCUGGUUGUUCAGAAAUGGUCCAAUUUUUUGAGCAACAGAGAAUGGUUCUGUAAACCCAAUGGCCACCACACACACACUCUUCAAGGACCUCUGUAAUUCAGUUAUGUGUUGUUCUGUGGGCCCAGCUUCUAGAUAAGUGCAUUUGGACAUCUUCAGGCAGCCAUGUCCAGGCGUGCUAAACAUUUAUUGCUCUUACAUGGCAGGGAAGGACCUUGGACUUCCUGCCUUGAGGAGACUGUAGCUUUGACGGUCAGCUCCAGCCCAGAAUGUUGGUCACCUAGAGCCUCAGUUCUAUACUUAUAAAACUGACCCCAGCAGGCAGUUGUGAGGCCUAUUUG
This is a messenger RNA of Psammomys obesus (fat sand rat), 2663 nucleotides long. RefSeq names its product oligodendrocytic myelin paranodal and inner loop protein (gene Opalin). The record is from RefSeq and is a predicted model, not a curated record. The transcript has 6 exons. Gene Ontology annotation, cellular component: cell-cell contact zone; plasma membrane. NCBI's taxonomy places the organism in Eukaryota, Metazoa, Chordata, Mammalia, Rodentia, Muridae. Bases 167 to 607 code for a protein of 146 amino acids.